Messenger RNA from Fusarium venenatum, 1734 nucleotides. The record is from RefSeq and is a predicted model, not a curated record. NCBI's taxonomy places the organism in Eukaryota, Fungi, Ascomycota, Sordariomycetes, Hypocreales, Nectriaceae.
AUGGCUUCUGAGCCUCCGUCGUCUCCGCCAGGCGCCGGGGCCACCGUUGAGGAUACCCUUGGAUGGUACAAGGCGCAAUAUGAACAACUAGAGUCCGAACUCGCCGAAUUCAGAGAUUCCAGCAGAGAGCUAGAGCAAGAGUUGGAGAAGGAUAUCGAGCGAGCAGAGAAGCAGGAGCGUUAUCACCAAGAAAAAGCUGAAGCUUUGGGAUUUGAAGUGGAAGAGUGGAAGAGGAAAUACAGGGAAUCCAAGACCGAGGCUAGCGCAUCCCAGAAUGCGCUCGAGAAGGAAAUCACAACUCUUCGAGAUACAAACCGAACUUUGCAAUUGAAGCUGAGGGAUAUCGAGGUUGCCAACGAUGACUUUGAGCGACAGGCGCGCAACACCACGUCAUCCUUGGAGGACAUGGAAUCCAAGUACAACCAAGCGAUUGAGAGGGCGGUGCUGAUGGAAGAGGAGAUUAAGAUGGGUGAGCAGGAACGUGAACAUCUACGUAUCGAGUCGCAGCGUCUGCGUGAGGAGCUCGGCGACCUCAAGAUCGAAGCCGAGGUUCUCCAGGACAAGAUCAAGAAGCAGGAGUCCAGACAUUUGUCCACCAUCUCGACCGACCUCUCUGUUCUUGCCUCACCAACUUUCGACGGCCAUCCCGCCUCUCCCGGUUCUACCGCCAGCUCUCCCCUCAUCACAACACCUACGGAUUCCAAGUCACUAACUGAGGACGGUGAUACUCUUUCCGAACUCCCCGAUCCGCCUUCGCCUCCCAUGUCUGAUGUUUCUGCGCCUCUUCCCAAGGUGGCAGCCUCAAGACCUUCGGCCCACCGCAGGACUGUUAGUCGCUCGCGUCUGCCUUCGACCGAUGUCAGCACCACUCCCAGGCCCUUUUCCAAGCCUCCUACUGCGACAACCCGUGCGCCUGGCAGCCGUAUCUCGACUGGUGGCACCACCACAAUGCGCACUCCUGCCCAGCGAGCCGUUGGACCUCGCUCUGCUUCGAACAAGCUUCCCACCUCAAACUCGCUUACCCACAUCCGAACCCUCACAGCACAGAUGCAGCGACUCGAAGCUCGCGUGCACUCUGCACGAUCUAAGCUUCCUGGGCCGAGUCGCACGCCGCCUCGAGCUUCACCCAGGACCAACGUAUACAGCGCCACCAACAUGCCUGCAUCGAUUACGAUUCGAUCUCGCAAGCGCACUAGUGGUUCUGCUGCGUCUUCGGUAACAGGCGAUGAUCCUACACCCGCCAAUAUCCCAACAUCAACGCCGAGGGGUAGCCAUGUUCCCCGGCUUAGCACGUCCGGAGUCAGUCGCCUAUCGUUUGGAACAUUGCCGAACCGUGGAGGCCACGAUGAGAUUAGCAGGCCAAGCUCUCGUGCUAGUGUCACUUCGUACGCUCGACCACCCUCACGGGCCGCUGGCGAGGGAAUUCCACGACCAGUUUCACGGGCAUCACUUACAGGCGUACGAACACCUAUGGGCCGAUCUCGUUCCUCCAUGGGAUUUCAUGGCCAUUCAACCAGCAUUAGCCAGCUUGACCUAGAGGAAGAGGAUGAGGGUGAAUUCCGAACACCAAGCCGCCGAGGCACAUACUCAAGCCAAGGCGGUGAGAUAAGUGGCAUUCCCAUGCCAGCGUCCCGUCGACGAAGCGGCAGCCGGCGGAUCAGCGCCAGCACAAUGAGGUCCAGUGUCUCUGGACCUCCGAGAAAACAACUGAGCGAUCUGGGAGAGACAUACUAA